Messenger RNA from Oryctolagus cuniculus (rabbit), 2719 nucleotides. NCBI's taxonomy places the organism in Eukaryota, Metazoa, Chordata, Mammalia, Lagomorpha, Leporidae. The record is from RefSeq and is a predicted model, not a curated record.
GUGGCCAGGGCUGGGCUGGAGCUGAAGCUGAGAACCAGGAACCCCAUCGAGGUCUCCCAAGUCAGUGGCAGAAACCCAACCACUUGAGACAUCACCACUGCCUCUCAGGGGUGAGAAAGAGAACCACGCUGCCGAUGACUCCGAGCGAGGGGCCCUGGACAUGUGCUGCAGUGAGAGGCUGCCGGGUCUCCCCGACCCUGUAGUGAUGGAGGCGCCGGACAAGAUGGAAGGGCUCCCUGACUCGCCGACGGCAAUGCCACCGCCCCCACCGCCCACGGAGCCAGCGCAGAAGCCGCCACCUCCAGGCACCGGCAGCCACUCCCUCACCGUCAGGAGCAGCCUGGGCCUGUUUGCUGCCGCCCAGUUCGUGCUUGCCUGCGGGGUACUGUGGUUCAGCGGCUAUGGCCACGCGUGGUCGCAGAAUGCCAGAGACCUCAUCUCCUCCCUGCUCACGCUCCUGAAGCAGCUGGGGGCCACGGCCUGGCUGGGCGCUGGGGCCUGGGGGCUCCCCAGUCUGCUGCUCCUCUCUCUGUCUGUGGGCCUGCUCCUCGUCGCCCCCCUGGUGUGGCACUUCCUGAGGGCUCCUGCAGAGCCGCCCGCCCCACUGCCCGCCGAGGACAGGCGCCAGUCGGUGAGCCGCCAGCCCUCCUUCACCUACUCAGAGUGGAUGGAGGAGAAGGGAGAGGAUGACUUCCUGGACCUGGACCCUGUGCCCGAGACGCCCGUGUUUGACUGUGUGAUGGACAUCAAGCCUGAGGCUGACCCCACCUCACUGACCGUCAAGGCCAUGGGUCUGCAGGAGAGGAGGGGCUCCAACGUGUCCCUGACCUUGGACAUGUGCACGCCGGGCUGCAACGAGGAGGGCUUUGGCUACCUGGUGUCGCCCCGCGAGGAGUCGGCCCACGAGUACCUGCUCAGCGCCUCCCGCGUCCUCCGAGCGGACGAGCUGCACGAAAAGGCCCUGGACCCUUUCCUCCUGCAGGCGGAGUUCCUUGAAAUCCCUAUGAACUUUGUGGAUCCCAAAGAGUACGACAUCCCCGGGCUGGUGCGGAAGAACCGGUACAAAACCAUCCUGCCCAACCCUCACAGCAGAGUGUGUCUGAGCUCGCCAGAUCCCGAGGAUCCUCUGAGUUCCUACAUCAAUGCCAACUACAUCCGGGGCUACGGCGGCGAGGAGAAGGUGUACAUCGCCACACAGGGCCCCAUCGUGAGCACAGUGGCCGACUUCUGGCGCAUGGUGUGGCAGGAGCACGCGCCCAUCAUCGUCAUGAUCACCAACAUCGAGGAGAUGAACGAGAAAUGCACCGAGUACUGGCCGGAGGAGCAGGUGGUGCACGAUGGCGUAGAGAUCACCGUGCACAGGGUCAUCCACACUGAGGAUUACCGGCUGCGACUCAUCUCCCUCAAGAGUGGGAGCGAAGAGCGAGGCCUGAAGCAUUACUGGUUCACUUCCUGGCCCGACCAGAAGACCCCAGACCGGGCCCCUCCACUGCUGCACCUGGUGCGAGAGGUGGAGGAGGCAGCCCAGAAGGAGGGGCCGCGCUGUGCCCCUAUUGUCGUCCACUGCAGCGCGGGUAUCGGGAGAACCGGCUGCUUCAUCGCUACCAGCAUCUGCUGCCAGCAGCUGCGGCGCGAAGGCGUGGUGGACAUCCUGAAGACCACAUGCCAGCUGCGGCAGGACAGGGGCGGCAUGAUCCAGACUUACGAGCAGUACCAGUUCGUGCACCAUGUCAUGAGCCUCUACGAGAAGCAGCUGUCCCGCCAGCCCCCAGAGUGACCGGCACAGCCUCCUCCAAGGUCCUCGGGGAACCACCUCGCCUCGGCCUCCUCCCCUGCCCCGCCCGCUUCCCUGUCUCCAGUCUGCUCCCCCCCGGCCCACCCCCAGCAUAGCUCUUCCUACUGUACAUACGGGGGAGUGGGCGGAGGGUGGGGGAGGAGGUCCCAGGCCGGGCCUAGGGCCCCUGGGCCUGAGCACACCACGCAGACCCGGGGCCUCGGUUUUUAAGGACGGUUCCACCGCUGCUGGGUCCCAAACGUCCCCGCACCACACUCCGAGUGUCCUGCGCAGCGUGUCCUGUCUGUCUCCGUCUCUGCUGUCUGUACCGGACACUGUGUCUCCCAAGUGCGGGAAAGGGGAUGGGGCAAUGAGCUCCAGCCCCCCACCCCGGGCAGCCCAUGCAGGGGCUUGCCGUGUGCCCCCCACCCCUCACAGCCACUUCUCCCAGCAGGCAGACUGUUUUGCCCCCAGUUACUGGGACCUGGUUUGGGUAGUCCCUGGGGAUCUGGGAAGUUCCAGAGAGAUCUUGCCUGAAGGAAGAGGUCUCUGGGUUGGGAUGGGGGGGGGGGCAUCCCAGGGUGGCCUCUGGGCGUCAGAUGCUCUCAGGAGGCAAGGGACAGGUGGGGGUGGCAACCCCAGGAUGAGGCCCGGGAGGUGGGGGUGCCCCGGGGGUGGGGUGAGUGAGCCGUGUUCUGUGCCACGUGGGAAAGCCUUCCCCGAAGUCUCGCUGCGUGCCGCUCUGCGCGUCCCCGUGUCCGUGCGUCCGUGGAGAGCCCCUCGGCAGGGCGUGCAUGACUCUGGCAACGUGUGUUAUCUUAGAGCCACCUGUUUUUAUUGCUGACCUUAAAUAUUUAUUCCACGGCAGACCGAGACAUUUGGUGUCUUUUUAUAACUCGCUCGUGGUCACUGAAUAGAGCAAUAAACGGAGCAUUUUGAGCAAAA